This is a messenger RNA of Ramularia collo-cygni, 2130 nucleotides long. RefSeq lists its product as uncharacterized. NCBI's taxonomy places the organism in Eukaryota, Fungi, Ascomycota, Dothideomycetes, Mycosphaerellales, Mycosphaerellaceae. Gene Ontology annotation, molecular function: oxidoreductase activity, acting on paired donors, with incorporation or reduction of molecular oxygen; iron ion binding; heme binding. Bases 1 to 2130 code for a protein of 709 amino acids. The record is from RefSeq and is a predicted model, not a curated record. The transcript has 7 exons.
AUGGCUUUCAUCUCCCUUAUCGUUAUUGUGGCCGUGGUGGUCGUUGUGGCUAUUGCAACCCGCGUUGGCUCAUCYAGGAGGUCCAAAGCAUCCCUGGGGAAAAGACUUCCAGGUCCUAAAGGACUACCUAUCAUCGGCAGUAUACACCAGCUUCCCACGAAGUGCACCUGGAUGAAAUUCCACGAAUGGGGCGAACAAUAUGGCCCGAUAUAUCAAGUCAAUCUCGCUGGACACAACCACAUCUUCCUCUGCCGUGAUGAGAUUGCCCACGACUUACUGUCAAAGCGAAGCAGCAUCUAUUCCGACAGGCCGUUCAUCCCCGGGUUGGAGCAGGACAAUCGUACCAGCGGUCAGUAUCUACCGUUGAUGAGCCACAACUUAUUAUGGUCGCGUCAGCGUAGAUUCGCCAAGCAAAUCAUGGACAAGUCCAACAGCGAAUCUUUCUACGCCUAUCCAGAACUCGAAUCGAUACGACUCCUAUUCGAGCUCAUGGCCGACCCGGCGAAGUACAACGUUGCUCUUGAGUCAUUCGUGGCCCGUGUGACAUGUCGGCUCGCGUGGGGUACAUCGGCUCCCGCAGAUGAACUGAAGCAGCGUGCUCGUGAGCUGCUGAUUGGCGUCUCGCCCGCUGGAGCUUUGGGAAACAGGCUUCCGGCUGUGAUGUCGUUGCCGGAAUGGAUAAGCCCAGCCAAGGCCUGGGAAGCGCGCCGCAACCGCACCGAGAAGUCCUUCUUCGAGACCAUGCAGGCAGAGGUCAAAGCAACCAUGGCUAAUACCUCUUCAUCAACAAAAGCAAGCUCUACCCAGUCCUGGACGAGGAUGUUCUUGGAGAACCAAUCGCUCUGGGGCUUCUCCUCACCUCUAGAAGGGGCAUAUGCAGUUGGCAUGCACGGCAUUGCAGGCGCUCUCACGAUUGCCGCACCAAUGCAAAGCUUUUGUUUGGCCUUGUGCCACUACCCACAGUAUCAGCCGGUCCUUCACGAGGAAAUCGAACGCGUGUUAGGCGACCGGAUGCCUUUGCUGAGUGAUAUGCCAGAUAUGCCAGUUCUCCGCGCAUUCAUCAGAGAAACUUUGCGUUGGCGCCCGGCUGUACCGACAGGGAUUCCCCACACAGUCAUCAAAGAUGACAACUAUAAUGGCUACCACAUCCCUGCCGGCUCGACUAUGCAUGCAUUCGAAUGGUCCAUCUCGCGAGACCCUGAUGUAUUCAUCGAUCCUGACGCAUUCAAUCCCCUACGAUGGCUCGAUGCCAAAUUUCCGACCUUUCGUGAGCCUUUAACCAAGCACCCGACGAUCACAAAUUACUCUCAGUUCGGGUACGGCCGACGAACAUGUCAAGGCAUGCACGUUACCGACGCCGACCUUUUCGUUGGCUUGGGUAGCGUCGCGUGGCUGUUUUCCAUCCACGCCGAUCCAGGCACGGUUGUCACAGAAAGCACGUCCAUUGAGACAUCCGUUCAAGACUACAUGAGUAGUGUUACAAGCCAAUUCUGCGAUGAAUCUGGCCAAUCCUCGGCUGGUAGCUUCAGCUCUGACGAUGGUCAAUUCGUGUCCGUGCGCCGACAAAUGCGCGAUUCGCUGACGAGCUUCUUCAACGAUUCCGCCAUAAGCAUCCCCGGCGAGUAUCCGAAAGACGAAGAAUACGAAUCGAUUGAUUCAGUGCUCACGUGGACCGAAAAUGCACUUUCUGCUCCAUCGGGCGCGUCUGCUGGAWUGCCGAAUGUGAUCGACGACAGCUCACCGAUCGUGUUGAGCACACCAAUCUCGCAGGAGCCAUCAAGACUUCCAGGAAUCGCUGAAGAAGCAAGAGAGAUGACAAAGGCUAUCGAUGGAAUGCCAGGUUCCUACGACUUACAGCAGCAGGCAGCAUGUCCACAGGUUCUGACAACGCCGAUCGAGGGCUCAAAAUCCUACGAGAAUGACCCAACCAUGAAUUUCUCGACGCUGCUGAUUGCAAAGCCUAUGCCGUUCAAGUUCCAGCUUCGCAUCCGCAACCGGGAGCGUGCUGAAUACGUCGCCCAGGAAUGGAUCAAGAAUGAUAUGAAGGGAGAAUUCCAGAAGUCGAAAGUUUAUUGGAGGAACGGAACGGCAGGAGAUGCCCAGUGUGGCUGGGGAGACGUGUUUGCGUAA